Molecule: messenger RNA, 1286 nt
Organism: Pogona vitticeps (central bearded dragon)
Lineage: Eukaryota; Metazoa; Chordata; Lepidosauria; Squamata; Agamidae
Source: RefSeq, a predicted model, not a curated record
AUGGACAAGACCUUCCAGGAUUUUGGAAGUGAAAGGGAUCACCCACCCCUGCGGCGCUUCUCUGAGCCAAACAAUCUCCUACAGCCCAAGCCUUCAAUGUUCCAGCUGAAAUGCGGAGCAAAUGAAGACAACCAGGAAGAGCCGUUCAACUUCCAGGCGCUUGAGAGAGCUCUGAAAAAGGGAUUGGCAAAGGUCUCCCAGCCGCCACCUCUUCCGCUCGCAGCCCGCAGGGUGUCCCUGCCAGUCAUACCAGCCUCCGGAUCCCAAGCAAAAGCUCCCAUAAGCAGAGAUCCUUUCCUGGCUCUGAAAGAUGACAAAGCAGCUAAGAUCCCACCGAGCACAAAGGAAGAGUCCCACGGAGAGCCCAUCUAUUUGGAAUGUGAGCCCAGCACAGUUCCAGCGUCUGCACCCUCCAGAGGUCUUCCUUGUUCACCUCCAGCUUCUUCUUUGAAGCCACCCAAGUCAAAGAUCCUGCCACCUGGAGCCCAACUGGAUUCUGACAUGGAAAACAAGCCUUGGUAUGCAGGCAACUGUGACCGGCAUACAGCAGAGGCUACUCUUCUCCAGUUUAAUAAGGAUAGCGCUUACUUGGUGAGGCGAAGCUCACGCCACGGCUGGAACCAACCGUUCACGCUGGCCGUGUUUUACAAGAAUCACGUCUACAACAUCCCCAUCCGCUAUCUGGAGGGCACCUCUCAGUACAUGCUGGGCAAGGACGGCAAGACUCACGAGGAGCUGUUCAACAGUAUCCCCAGCAUCAUCCAGAACUACACAGAGCGUCCCCUGGUAUUGAUCGAUGGCAACACUUCUGCCAAGGAGCAAACCUGUUUGUUGUUUCCAGUGAAGCCAUGACUUGGGUUCAGGGCUAUCCAGAGAGCAGCCAGCUGUGCUUGGGGGGGAAUGAACGUCACCCCUGGACUGCUUCAUUGUUUUGUCUGGACUGAUGCACAGGGCCCUAAAAUUGUGCUGAAAGUUCUUUAUGUGCAAUUCUUGCUAUCCUUCCAGAGGAACAUGUCAGACUCAUGGCCACAAUCCUGUUAAUUAGUGCAGGAAGUUACACUAGAAUAGGUCCAUUGCAUCAGUAGAGAUUUGAUGAGUCAACUCCUCCAUAAGUUUCAUUGAUUCAAAUGGGCCUACUCUAGUUGCAGCUGACUAUACUAAAGUAAGGCCCGUGGGAAUGAGUUGACAGCACAUAAUAGCAACAGCCAUAGAAAAAGGCUAGUAGUUAUCUGCAGUCAUCACCGCACGAUGUGUUUCUGAACACACGGCAACCAAUAAAUUCUCGA